AUGACAACACAAGUCAGGUCAAAUGUCAUUGAAAACCACUUUGAUCUGUCUCAGUAUUUUCAGUAUGAUGGGGAAAAAUCCAUCCAUGAAAGAUCUUCCUGGGAGCUUGCUCCAUAUGACUGUAGUUCACAAUUGAAAACACUGAAGAAUGUCGCUUCAAUAAUCAUGCUGUAGAGUGUAGAGUGGUUUGAUUUACAACACAAUUUUUUAUUUUGGACAAGGCCAAAGCACUCCCUAUUACAAUAUGGAGUAAAAAUACCAUCAUUUACAUCAUAAUGGGAGAAACGCAAUAAAGGGUGCGAGUCAGCAGAGAAACGGACAAAAAAGUAUGGGCAAUCGGAGAACAGGGUACAGGAAGCAGAAGAUUGUAACCCCCCCAGUCCCCCCUCCCCACCUUCACCUACUUAAAACCAAGAUAAAAAUUUAUGACACUGCAUUUAAUGUCAGAAUGCAUUCCAGCUACUAUGGAUUGUACAACUGCACUUACAAUUCCCUAACAAAAUACAACAAAUAAUAUUUAAUAACUGUAAGUAAUGUCUACUUCUAUUCAUUAAAUGCAUUUUCUGUUUAUAGCACUCAAACGUAUUCAAAACACUCGUGAGUGGGAUGCAGCUCCAUGUGAGUAUAACAUUUCAAUACUUUUAAGUACACUGAUUGUUAUUCUUUUCAAAAGUAUUCAUAUCAAUGUGAUCAGCAAAAAUAUUAUUGUGAACACCUAAAACGAUGCCACAAAUGUUACACUAAACACUUCAAUAUUCAUAAAACAAUAAUGACAGAUUUUUUAUUUUUAUUAUUAAACAGAUAAUCGACACACCUGUAGAAGCAAAACUUAAAGGUAACAAUAAACUAGUAACUAGAAAUAAGCAAAGGUUUAGAGAGCAUGACUGAAGGUGACAACAAUCAGAGGUACAAAUGCUUUUGCGCCAUUAGUCUGCUUUGCAUAAGUUUCACUUCACAGAUGGUCAAAACAUGCAUGAUCACAUUACGAGAGGUAGAAGGUUGAAACGCACAUAACCUAAUUACAUUUUCUACACUCCAUUCAUUUUUACUGGAAGUGCAAACAAACAUCGGCCACAUAUAGACAACAGCGCCUGUGUAAUAACAACCUAGACAUUUAGGAUUGUAGCCUCCUCCUGUUGCCUGCAAUAAUAAAAUGUUAAAGAAUGCAGGUGGCAACAAUUGAAGGCGAAAAUGUUUUUCCUGAAACACUGCACUUGCAUAAGUUUCAUGUCACAUGAUUAAUGAUUAAAACACACAUGAUGAGUUUAGACCUAUAAUAGAAUACACAAACAUGCAUUACCAAACUGCAUUCUCAGCAUUCUAUUCACUGUUAGUAAAAGUCCAGACAAAUCAUUGCUAGAUAUGGUGCAUGCAUAAUGACAACCCGGGGCCGGUUGCUCGAAGCCUGGUUAGUGCUAACCGUUGGUUAAGAGGUAUCAAAAUGUAUCGGUUUCCAUGGUAUUUAACACUGGUUAGCACUAACCAUGCUUCAAGCAACCCGGGCCUGGAGAUUAGCAUGCAUGCUCCUCUUGUUGGACACAAUAUAUAUCUUUCUUAUUCUAGACAAUAACAUUUAAUAAUAGAUUUUCACCAUUUUAAUCAUCCACUUCAGUAAUGUCUUUUUCAAUAUUUAUUUUAACUAAUUCAUUGUAUUAGUGACCUCUUCACUAAUGCAAGUAUCAACAUUAUGCCUGACAGGCAUGACAAUAGACUGAACUGGAGUGUAACAAUCUGUCCCAACCCGAUGUGGCAAAUUUUAACAAAAUUUGAACAUAACAAAAAGUUGACCACACAAUCAGGAAAGUUCAACUCAGCACUACUAAAACUUGUUGGCACCCCAAAAUUCAGAAAUAGAAAGCAUUGUUACGUUACUAUACUACAUUACUACAAGGAAUUUUCCGUGAUGUUUCACAACAAAACUGUCCUGCAGUUUCCAUCCAGAGUUACAAUAUACAGAAUUUCUACAAUUUUGAAUUCCUUUCAAGAUCCAACCAAAUAGAAAACAAGACUGUGGUCUAACAAACAUUAAAACGACCACAAUGCCAUACUCUCAACAUUGAGAUGAUCACUGCACAACUUCACAACAUCAACAAACAAUUCAAUGUUCACAGCAAGACCUUUUUUUGACCAACCUUUGCCUUAGCGAAUAAACUUCGAAAUAGCCACUUCAUUAAAUAAUCACCUAUUGUUUCAUUUCCUGGAAUAACAUAAGUAGAAAUCACUAUUUUCGCAUGAUUUCAAUGAUGUUAGGAUAUCAAUUUUAACAUUGAAUGAUCCAUCAUUUUUAUUGCAAAUGUUACAAAAGGAGGUAAUUUCUUAAGAUCGUUUGAGCAAAGCAAUCUUGUAAACAAUGUGCGUUUUUCACCUACAAAUAGUAAUAAGGGCAAAGUCCAACAUGUUCACGUGCAAAUUCUGGGCAUCACUUAUUUCGAUAAUCCUGUUUACUAGAUUACUGUCUUAUAACUCGAAUUCCCUCAUGUACAAACGAGCAAGGCAGGCAAAGUCCAACAUCUUCACGUGCAAAUUGUGUGCAUAACUUAUUUUUGGAAUCUUGUUUACUAGAUUACUACGCUUAACUCGAAUUCCGUCACGCACAAACCUCGAGCGGGAGCAGAGUCCAACACUCUCACGUACCAGCUCUGUAACUGAAGAUCUCAUGCAGAUUCGCUAUUCACAGUAAUACUCAAUUUCGGAGAAAAAAAAACAAUAUAUAUUUACGACAAAAAAGAUACAUUCAUCUUUCUUCGUCAAUGACACUAAACAACUAAAAAUAGCUGCUCCAUGUUAAACAAGCCUAUAUUAAAGUAUCUCUUACAAUCAAAACAGCUCCACUUUCAUUGGCCAACAUUCCUGUCAGAAAUAAGGCAAUUACAAUAAACCUGCUCAUUGGAGGAUUUCGAUCCCUACUUUUUACGUUGCUCGCAGCUUUCUCUUUUGAUACAAUACAAAACAAGUAUCAAAAGGGCAAACUCCAACAUCUUCACGUGCACGCAUUUACAAUGCACGUGAUCUAACCAUGCCCAUACAUUGAAAUCCUCCAAUCAUCACAUCAACUAUAAUUAACUCUUUCCUCACACCAACGUUAACCAAUUAAACUCCACCAAUUUCCAUCCUACAAAAACAACCAUCAAAAGAACAAAGUUCAACAUCUUCACGCGCAUGCAUUUUAUAAUGCACGUGAUCUAACAAUGCCCAUACAUUGACAUCCUCCAAUCAUCACAUCAACUAUAAUUACCUGUUUUCUCAGAGGAACGUUAACCAAUCAAACUAUACCAAUUUCGAUCCCACUAAGUACUAUAAAAGGACAAAUUUUUGCACCCGCCCUUGUCUUAUCUUUGACCUAUUGAUCGAUGUUCAUCGCUUUAUUGUCUGCGCUUCUGAUCAUUAUGUCACGCCCGAACAAACCCAAACUAAAGACAAAAGCUUCAAACACUUCACUGUCCUUGAACGUUCAAAGCUCCUGCACUGGUGUUGUAACUGAAAAGGUCAAGUCUUCACAAAGCUCACACUCCUUGAACCUCCAAAGUUCCUCAGUUGCUCUUCAAAAUGCAAACCUAGACCAUUCACAACUGACUUCACAUGCGUUGAACCACCAAAGCCCCUCAACUGCUGCUGGAAGUGCAAAGCUAAAGCCUUCAGAAACUUCAGUCUCUCUCGACCUCCAAAACACAUCACUUACUACUCAACCUGCUGUAACUAACUCAGUGGCCAUUGAACCUCCUCUGAACAAUGAAGCCUUUCCAACUGCACAUCAUCAAAAUAAACCAGAGCUUCUACCGACUUUCCCAUCGAAAGAUACGCUCGCAAUACAGGAUAAGGAGAAACCUUCUACAUCCUCUUCAAACAAGCGACCAACUUCUCCACUCAUCACCUACGUCCAAAACCUGUCUCCUAUCAAACGUAGUAAGAGAGGAUCCACACCUUACUUCAACAUAAAACUUCAGACAGCUCUUGCAACCCAGCCUGCUGUUAACUUCUCACGCUCUAAGAGAAGUUUCUUCGAUGAGAAAGCGGCAACUAAAACCGCCUUGAAAAUCGAAAGAUACAAUACUUCACAAGACGGCCGCACGAUUUUCAUUAACGACAUGACUAGGCUCUCUUCCCCAGCAACAUCCGAAUACAACUUCCAGUUCGUAGAAAGCUAUAACAGCAACACAUUGACAUUACAGUCAAUCCUUCAGAAUGCACUAGACAUGGACAUGAUCGACAUCAUAGCCAAAGUCGUAUACAAAGAUAAAGAAAGUCAAAUUGUUGGCUCUAUGAAACUAAAGAAAAGCACAUGCUACACUGCCGACGAAACCGCCAACUCUAAGCUGAUCCUAUGGGAGAAUAACAUUGACGACGUAGAUGUUGGUGAAGUCUACUGCUUUAACCAAAUAAGACUGCGGAGAGAUAAAGAAACAGUCGUACUCAAUAGUACUAGGGACACAGUAAUUACUAAGAAACUAGAUUCAGACUUGACAAACCUAGUAUCAGAGAGUAUUACUCCAAGAGAUGAAUCUAUGGAACUCUCUUUGAAAGUAGAUUACAUUUAUUCUAUACAAGAAUUGUCUCGCUUCAAGCAGUGCCUUCAUUGCCAGAAAAAGAUCCAACAGGUCACUGCUUCAGCAAUUGUUAAAUGUGACCACUGUGGCCACGUUCUAAGAAAUUCAGUUUGUAAAGAAAAUUUGAUAGUCAAAUUUCUCGUCAAGAAAAGUUACGAGUCAGAUGCCGAUUUUGACCAUUUUGUAGUAUUUCACAAAGUUCUUGCUCAAAUCAUUGGGACCAAUGUUAAUGCAAUGGAUGAUGAAAUGAUCUUUGAAAAAUUGCUACAACUUGAUAAUUUCACCAUCUUUUAUAACCGCCAAAAUAUUGUCAAACGCGUCGAAAUCUAG
Porites lobata is the source of this 4874-nucleotide messenger RNA. Lineage: Eukaryota; Metazoa; Cnidaria; Anthozoa; Scleractinia; Poritidae. The record is from the annotation of a GenBank genome assembly.